Durio zibethinus is the source of this 1518-nucleotide messenger RNA. RefSeq names its product glutamine synthetase nodule isozyme-like. The record is from RefSeq and is a predicted model, not a curated record. Gene Ontology annotation, molecular function: glutamine synthetase activity. Gene Ontology annotation, cellular component: cytoplasm. NCBI's taxonomy places the organism in Eukaryota, Viridiplantae, Streptophyta, Magnoliopsida, Malvales, Malvaceae.
UCCUAAUUUCGUUGGAUAUUUACAUUAAUUUUCUUUUUGGGUCAAUCAUAAUGACAUUGGUUGGUGUCAUUUCUUUUUUUACUAUUUAAAUCCACCAAACAAAGCCAUUUUUUCAUCCCCUCUCUCUCUCUCUGUUCCUCCUCUUAGUUUCUCUUUGUCUCUGUUCUUACCAAAGUAGGCAGCAGCAGCAGCCGGCAUGUCUCUCCUCAAUGAUCUCAUCAACCUCAACCUCAGUGAGACCACUGAAAAGAUCAUAGCUGAAUAUAUAUGGAUUGGUGGAUCUGGUAUGGAUUUGAGGAGCAAAGCAAGGACUCUGCCUGGACCAGUGACGGACCCUGCAAAACUCCCCAAAUGGAAUUACGAUGGCUCCAGCACGGACCAAGCACCCGGAGAUGACAGUGAAGUCAUUCUAUACCCUCAAGCGAUAUUCAAGGAUCCCUUUCGAAGAGGCAACAACAUCCUGGUAAUGUGCGAUGCUUACACACCAGGCGGCGACCCCAUUCCCACCAACAAGAGAUACAAUGCUGCCAAGAUCUUCAGCCACCCUCACGUGGUUUCUGAGGAGCCAUGGUAUGGAAUUGAGCAAGAGUACACUCUUCUUCAAAAGGAUUCCAGGUGGCCCCUUGGAUGGCCGCUUGGAGGGUUUCCCGGACCACAGGGUCCCUACUACUGUGGAGUAGGGGCUGAUAAGUCCUUUGGCAGGGACAUUGUGGACGCCCAUUACAAGGCUUGCCUUUAUGCCGGCGUAAACAUCAGUGGAAUCAACGGUGAAGUUAUGCCUGGUCAAUGGGAGUUCCAAGUUGGUCCUGCCGUUGGAAUAUCUGCAGGAGAUGAAUUAUGGAUUGCUCGAUACAUACUCGAGCGAAUCACUGAAAUCGCAGGAGUUGUUCUCUCUUUCGAUCCCAAACCCAUUCCGGGUGACUGGAAUGGUGCUGGUGCCCACACUAACUACAGCACAAAGUCCAUGAGGGCUGAUGGCGGCAUCCAUGUUAUCAAGAAAGCGAUUGAGAAGUUGGGUUUGCGCCACAAGGACCACAUUGCUGCCUAUGGAGAGGGCAAUGAGAGACGCUUAACCGGUCGCCAUGAGACUGCAAAUAUCAAUACAUUCGUAUGGGGUGUUGCUAACAGGGGAGCCUCCAUCCGUGUUGGCCGUGACACUGAGAAGGCUGCAAAAGGAUACUUCGAAGACAGAAGGCCGGCAUCCAACAUGGAUCCUUACGUUGUGACAUCAAUGAUUGCUGAAACCACCAUUCUGUGGAAGCCUUAGAGGUGGAAAGUGGAGCUAUGAAGGAUUGGAAGGAAAAACCUACAUCAGAUUAAAUAUAUUUAAUAACCUACUCAUCUUCUUUGGUGGGCGAGUGGGUGAACUUGUGUUUUGUUUCUUUGAAUUGCUGGGUUGCCAUUUAAACUGUGUUGUUUUUUUCCUUUUAGUUAUAAUCGUUAUUUGCUUAUGCUGAUUGUUCAGUCAGUUAAAUGAGUUUUCCGUCAGUUAAAUAAAAAGGUAGUUGAUUCAAAUUA